AUGUCUUUGAGUAAAGUACCACAACAGAAAGGAAUCCUUCAUACAUACGGUUUCAAUUUGACAGCAUUUGAAUUCACUGAUGAUUCAGAGAAUGUUUCUCCAAAUAUUUUGCUUUUCAUUGGUGGAUUAGGCAAUGGGUUACUAAACGUUCCAUAUUUACCCCAAUUGGCACAAGCGGCUUCUUCGAAAUUUAGUAGCAAAGAUGGUAAUUCCUGGAGUUUAGUUCAAGUAUUGUUAUCUUCUGCUUAUAGAGGUUGGGGUACUUCAUCCUUGGACCGUGACAUUUCGGAACUACAAUCAGCAAUUGAAUAUUUUAGAUCAGAACGUGGUGGGAAGAGACAAAAAGUGGUAAUUAUAGGACAUUCUACUGGGUGUCAAGAUGUUAUUCGUUAUUUGACUGAAACAUUGUACAAAGAAGACUUACCGGAAUCAGCCCAAGUUCAAGGUGGGAUAUUGCAAGCACCAGUAUCUGAUCUGGAAGCAUUUAGAUUGGGUCGUGAUCAAAAACAAUUUGAAGAAUUGGUUCAAAAUGUUUAUGAUGAGUAUAUCUCACAAGGCAGGUCUAAGGAAAUUUUACCUGAAAAAUACAAAAGAAUUGCUUUUAAUGUUCCAAUAACCGCUUAUCGGUUCUAUUCGUUGGCUAGUCAAAGAGGUGAUGAUGAUUAUUUUUCUUCUUAUUUGAAUGAAAAGGAUUUUGAGAAUAGUUUUGGAAAGAUUAGAAAACCAGUUUUAAUUCUAUAUGGUGGAAGUGAUGAGUUUGUUCCAAAUUAUGUUGAUAAACAAAAAUUGAUAUCAGAUUGGCAAAAGGCAACCUCGCCAGACUAUUGGAGCAAGUAUAGUGGCAUAAUUAAAGGUGGUAAACAUGAUUUGGGUGACGGAUCCGAUGAGGGGGCUAUUGAUGACUUAAUAGAAAAAGUUACAUCUUUUGUUAACGACUUAUAA
Molecule: messenger RNA, 942 nt
Organism: Candida tropicalis MYA-3404
Lineage: Eukaryota; Fungi; Ascomycota; Pichiomycetes; Serinales; Debaryomycetaceae
Exons: 1
Coding region: 1-942 (313 amino acids)
Source: RefSeq, a predicted model, not a curated record